Carya illinoinensis is the source of this 5591-nucleotide messenger RNA. RefSeq names its product boron transporter 4-like. NCBI's taxonomy places the organism in Eukaryota, Viridiplantae, Streptophyta, Magnoliopsida, Fagales, Juglandaceae. The transcript has 15 exons. The record is from RefSeq and is a predicted model, not a curated record. Gene Ontology annotation, cellular component: plasma membrane. Gene Ontology annotation, biological process: transmembrane transport; monoatomic anion transport; monoatomic ion homeostasis. Gene Ontology annotation, molecular function: solute:inorganic anion antiporter activity. The coding region runs from base 1005 to 3026 and encodes 673 amino acids.
UUUUUUGUGCUUCAUCGAAAUCUGCUAUCCUUUCUUUUGUUAUCAUUAUUAUUUUUUUAUAAAGUCAUAAUAUUUUUAGUGUGCAUGGUUGCUUUCUACCCAACGUACCCAGUUUCUCCCCAUCAUGUGAUUUCUGUUAAACUGACCAAUGAGAACUUCUUGCUCUGGACGGCUCAGAUGAAACCCUACGCUUCUCAAUUUGUUACUGCUACUGCUUCUGACGGCGCCAUCAUCUCUCUUCUUAAUCCUGACUUUUCUCUUUAGAGUAAUAUGGAAACAGAGAAUGAAUAUACGGUUUUCCUCUAUAAUCUUCAGGAGUUAGAGGCGUGUAUUGAUAAUAGUACUUGUAAAGAUUACACAGGACAACAAGGACUCACUCUCAGAUAGAGUUCGUGAUUCAGUCAACCCGAGGUCAAUCAGAUUUAGAGCAUUAUUCUCAAUGUUGUGUUAUAUGGUCCGCCGAAUCUCGGUUAUUCGAGGAAAAUGAAAUGAAGGGUUUGGUUGGAUUGUUUUAUUUAAUGGGAAAAGGGAAAUGUGUUUAAUGAUUGACAUGUUUGGUUACCGAGAAAAUGUUUCAAAAGAAAGGCGAAUGGAAAUAAGAACUCAAAUUUCUUCUUGUUUUUAUUGCAAGAAGCGAGAGAUACAGAGAAGAAAAAGAGUCUAUUUUUCUGUCUUUACUCUCCUCUCAUCUGACAACAGACUAUUAUGAGGGAAAUAUUCCAGUCAAAUUUCUUGGAGGAGUGAAAGGGUGACUUUUAAUACACAAGAAAAGCGUACUCUGCUUGAUUAACUCUUUACAUGGCAUUAUUUUUUUCAUUAACUUUUACACAUCAUUUCAAUUUCUUAGCUGUUUUCCAACUGUUCUCGUAUUCUCAUUUAAAAUGUUUUAACUUUUCCACUUUGUUGCGGAGUUUCUGGUUGAUUUUUUUAAUCGUUCCAAGCCAGGAUUUUAUCAAUUUGAGAUCUUUCAGUCACAUCUUUCAGAACUUUGGAGUUGCGCGCGGAUGGAGAACUUCAAAGCUCCUUUCAGAGGAAUUGCAAAUGAUGUCAGAGGAAGAGCACGGUGUUAUAAGCAAGAUUGGAUUGGAGGACUUCGUGCAGGAAUUGGGAUACUAGCCCCAACUACCUAUAUCUUCUUUGCUUCUGCUCUUCCGGUGAUUGCCUUUGGCGAGCAACUAAGCAGAGAUACUGAUGGAAGCUUGAGCACCGUGGAAACUUUAGCUUCUACUGCUAUCUGCGGUAUAAUACACGCAGUUUUUGGAGGACAACCUCUUCUAAUAUUGGGAGUUGCAGAACCAACUGUUAUCAUGUACACCUAUUUGUACAACUUCGCCAAAGGGAGGGAUGAAUUGGGACGCGAACUCUUCUUGGCUUGGGCUGGAUGGGUUUGUGUUUGGACAGCUCUCUUGCUGUUUCUUCUUGCAAUAUUCAAUGCCUGCACUGUCAUCAGUAGGUUUACGAGGAUUGCGGGUGAGAUUUUUGGCAUGUUGAUUGCUAUUCUCUUUAUUCAAGAGGCCAUCAAGGGUAUGAUUGGUGAGUUUGAAGUUCCCAAAGCUGGGGAUCCAAAGUCAGAGAAGUAUCAAUUUCCAUGGAUUUACACAAAUGGAUUACUUGGGAUCAUAUUUACUUUUGGUCUUCUCUACACUGCCCUAAAGAGCAGAAAGGCGAGGUCAUGGUGGUAUGGCACAGGGUGGUUUAGAAGUUUUGUGGCAGACUAUGGGGUUCCUUUAAUGGUUGUAGUGUGGACGGCACUGUCAUUCAGUGUACCAAGCAAAGUUCCAUCUGGUGUUCCGAGAAGGCUCUACAGCCCUCUUGCCUGGGAAUCUGCAUCUUUACACCAUUGGUCUGUAGUACAGGAUAUGGGCAAGGUUUCUCCAGCAUACAUCUUUGCAGCUUUCAUUCCUGCUGUGAUGAUUGCGGGGCUUUACUUUUUCGACCACAGUGUUGCUUCACAGAUGGCACAACAAAAGGAGUUCAAUCUUAAGAACCCUUCUGCUUAUCAUUACGAUAUCUUAUUGCUAGGAUUUAUGACUCUGCUUUGUGGAUUGAUGGGGCUACCUCCUUCAAAUGGUGUCCUGCCGCAGUCCCCCAUGCACACUAAGAGCCUUGCCGUUCUCAAAAGGCAGUUGAUGCGAAGGAAGAUGGUGGAAAGUGCCAAGGAAAGCAUAAAGCAGAAAGCUAGCAACUCUGAAAUCUAUGGCAAGAUGCAAGCCGUGUUUAUAGAAAUGGAUGGCAGUGCAGCAUCUACUUUAGAGGUUAAAGAGCUGGAAGACUUGAAGGAAGCAGUAAUGAAAGGUGAAAAUAACAGUGAAAGCGCAAAGGGAUCAUUUGAACCUGAGAAGCACAUUGAUGCAUACCUGCCUGUCCGAGUUAAUGAGCAGAGAGUGAGCAAUCUCUUACAGUCACUCCUUGUGGCAGCAUCAGUUGGUGCUAUGCCUCUAAUAAAGAAGAUACCAACUUCAGUGCUUUGGGGAUACUUUGCUUACAUGGCCAUUGACAGUCUUCCUGGGAACCAGUUUUGGGAAAGGAUUUCAUUUCUCUUCAUAACGCCUGGCCGGCGUUACAAGGUCUUGGAAGGGGUUCAUGCAUCAUUUGUGGAGUCGGUACCAUUUAAGUACAUGGCCAUAUUUACGAUCUUCCAAAUUAUAUAUUUCCUGGUCUGUUUUGGUAUAACAUGGAUUCCUAUUGCUGGAAUCUUGUUCCCCUUGCCCUUCUUCGUUCUUAUAAGCAUAAGACAGCAUAUUCUUCCCAAGCUGUUUCAACCACAUCAUUUGCGGGAACUGGAUGCAGCCGAAUAUGAGGAGGUCACCGGUGCCCCAAGAGUUUCCAUCAGCCUAUCGUUUAAUGAAAGGGAAGCACAGCAUCUUGGAAAUGGAGACAGUGGAGUGGAAAUUUGUGAUGCUGAGAUAUUAGAUGAACUGACAACAAGUAGGGGGGAAUUGAAGGUUAGAAAUUUUAGCUUCAGUGAAGAGAAAUGUGGCCAGGUUCAUCCAGGGGAUUCCAGAUUCCAGUCGAGUGAAAGAUGAGUUCGAUUGCCAUCGAAAUGGGAAAGCCUGAUGAUGACGAAGAUGAUACUUCAAUCCUUAGAUGGGGAUUUACAGAAUACCAUACUCAUAUGUAGAAUAUGUAGAAUGAAAAAAUUAUAGUAAAAGGAUCAACGUCCCGAGAGAAUUAUCAGCCUAAUCUAGUAUCCCAAGCUUUAAUUCAAAAAAAAAAAUAAUUGUGCAGCUAGUAAUUGAUAGCAAAGAGAGCAAUCAUCAUUCAUCUCCACUUUUCCCAUGGUAGCAAGUCCUAUAUAAAAGUAAGACAACCCAAAGAGGGACAUAUAAAAAGCAAAGAAAAAGGGAGUUAACACCCGCAUUUUUGUUCUCCAAUGUAAAAUAAUGUACACAAUAUAUGCAUACAUGCAUCUUUGUGUGUCACUGUCAGUGUCAGUGUGUGUGUGCAUUCAUAGUUGGGACAAAGGUUGCCGAGACGAUCGGCUGUCGCGAAGUAGAGUGAGUUAGAAAUGAGCUUUUAGUACAUCAUUGGGCCUCUAUUAGAAACUUACGGGCUUUUAGUGCGCAUUGUCUCUCCAACCGUCAUGAUUCAUGAGUGAGGAUUAACAACUUCAAAUGCUACCAAUCUAAUCUUUCCUUUGACUUCAAGAAAAAUUAAUUACUCCUCCAUCCCGUCAACUUGUUGGGUGAUAAGUUUACAUCUUUUUAUUCCAAAAAAAAAGUUUACAUCUUUAAUUUUAAGAAACCAGGUUAUCCAUAACCAUCCUUUCAGGCCCCCAUCCCCUUCACAAAUUCUGAGAUCAAAUUCUUCAAAGAACAUCAACUCAUGUGGAAGAUAGAGACUCAAAAAUCAACCAUCCCACUCGAAUGGAUCCCACAUCCAGCAGGCCAAUACCCUCUGUCCUACGAUAUAGCAGUCAGAAAUCAUGGGUUAACUAUUGCUGCAAUUUGUAGAUCAAACUUGAGAGAUAUUAUUUUUGCAGCAAUUUAACAAAUAGACUUUGUUAACCCUACUUAUGGUGAAGCAAUGGCAGCAAAACUGGUUAUUGAGGAAGCAUCUUCUCUACACCUUUUAGAUAUAAUUAUUGAAGGAGAUAGUCAAGUGGUCACAAAUGCAAUUAGUAACUCUUCAUCAUUUCUAGAUUGGUCCAUCUUUAACAUCUUUACAGAUGUUACAAAUUGAUUAAAAAUAUUCUAAAGCUAAAUAGUUCAAAAAAUUCAUCGGCAUUAGAAUUGACGGGCGCACAAUUUGAUGCAAUGAACCAUAACAAACGAGUUAGGCUAUUACCUCUUAUUAAACUACCACAAUGUGUCCUAUAUCUCCACGGUGGGAAAGAUGAUAUCUUCUUUCUAACUCUGGUAUAUUAUAAAACUUAAAUAUUUCCUUUCAACAUAUAGUUUUUCUUAUAUGUAUAGAUUAAACUCUCUAUUUAAUUUAUGAGUGAUGAAUUUUAAAUAUUUUUAAUCUGCAUAUUAUCCAAUCUUUAUCAACUAAUAUUCUAAAUGGGGUACCUGACAACGUUAAAAAAGAAGUGCAGGAGAAAUAAAGCACAAAAAUCAGUCCAAGUCAAUGAAAAAAAAAAAAAAAGACCCCAACGUAUAGGCGGUAUAGCCGCCUCGUCACUCCACACCCUCCCUCCAACUCUGCUUCCUUGACCUUAUCCACUUCCCUCAUCACCUGCAUUUCUUUUCCUUGUACCUCCUUCUCUCCUGCUAUUUCUGAUUGUACUCUCUAGCCCAAAUCACCCUUCAAACUCAUCCCAAAAUCCUUUUAAGUCCCCAACGAACAACACUUGAAAUUGAGAGCUUUUAUGGAAGCUUUGAGUUCUCGACUGCACUGGAUACAAUCCCUCACCUCUUGCUACCUUCAAAGUUCAAAGCCUUCCCUCUCCUCUACCAUUCUUCCAAGUCACAGUUUCUUUCUCCUGAGUUAUCUUCUUCAGUCUUUGUUUCUGCAUUUGUCUCUUUCCAAUGGCUUCCGCUCUCACUUCUUUCCGGCCGGCAGUGGUCCGGGCCUCCGCUUCUUCCUCUAACAAACCCGAUCCGAAUAUCCGUAAACCCGCCUCGGCCAACUGGUGGGCCCCGCUCUUCGGCUGGUCCUCCGAUGCGGACUACAUAGACCCCAACGCGGGGGCCCCUUCAAGUAACGAGACAGGUGUCUCGGACACGGAAUCCGGCCGACUAAGGUCCAGAUUUGCGCUGGGGGGCUUCACGGAAGAAAAGGCGAAGCAGCUUCGGAGGAAGACCAUGGAAAGCUCGGCGUUCCACGAUAUAAUGUACCACUCGUCAAUCGCGUCCCGGCUCGCCUCCGACAUUUCGGACUCGUCCGAGAAGUAGUAGGUAUGGGUGAAGAUCCGGUAAGUGCCCCCUCAUCGCACGGUUCGAGUUAUGAGGUCCUUGUCGUCAAGGUGCAUGUUAUUUGCCAUAUUUGGCUUGCAAUUUGUCGAAAUGAUAAGCAGGGGAUAUUAAAAAAAAAGAAAAAAAGAAAAAGGAACUAUUUUUAUUUUUGCUUGUUUGAAAUAUUAUAGUUUGGAUGUUGUGAGGCCUUGAGAGGACAAUGUACUAUUUUGCAGCGUACUUUGGAUUUUGGGA